AUUUUCAAUACUCAUACCUUCAUUUUCUUGUCUACUCUUUGAUCAACCCUUUUGUUUUCAAAUAAAAAAACAGUUUUCAUGUUUUUUCUUACAUAUUUGGAUCAUGAUCAGAGAACUCAUUUUUCUCGUCUUCUGAUUUAACCAAAUUUUCAUGCUUUUUCUAUUCUCGUAUCUGAAGUUUUUGUUUUUGUUGCUGCGAAAUGUUGUUAGAAAGAACAAGCUUUUAUUUUAUUUUGUCUCUUUCUUGCUUUAUGUCAUUGUCAUGAUUUGUCUGUUUUGUUGGACCCCCCAUUUAUUGGACCAGUUAAGGUUGUUGUAGAGUUUUUAAAUAUCAUCUUUUAAACUAUUUAGAAUUAAAAUAUAUAUAUAUCUUUUUUGUGUCUUUUGGAUCCACUUUUAUGAUUAGUUUCACUUUAAUUAGCAUCUGUUGGUAAAAAAUGCUAAAGGCAAUCUGAUCAGAUGUAUUCAAGAAAUUAUGGAAUGGAAUCCUCAAUGUUGACAAAUGUGUUGCUUUACUGAAUCUACUCUCUUUUUCUAGAUUUUAACUCCAUUGGCUGUAAUUUUAGUUUCUGCUUGGCUUACGAGAAACAUCCGUGUUAUUUCUGGUUAACAUAGUCAUUUCAUACUCUAAAUCUAUGAUUCUGGAUCAUUUAUUGCCUUCAUGUCUUGUUCUUGUGAGUUCAUUAGGAUGUUAAUUUUGUUUAAUCAAAUUGCAUUGUUCUGCUGCAUCCAUUUUCUUCAGCAUGUUGCAGUGUUGGGGCUUUAUGGAGUGAAAGAUGGAAACCAAAUUGCAUUUUCCAUUCUUUAAUAUUUCUAGAUGAAACUAUAAUUCAGUUUAGUAAAUGUAAUUAACUUAUUUUGCAUGGUGGGGUCUAUUCUUUUAGUUUUAGUAGGAUUCAUAAAAAAUGUGCGCCUGAAGGACAGCUUUCUCCUAAAAUCUUGCAUUCCUUGGAAACCAAAUAAGGGAUAACUGAAUCUUGAGGUUAUACUGUAAAAGAAUCCAUUUUAGAGAAAACUGGAUGAAUUUAUCAGUAUCCUUCAAAAGAAGAAAAAAAAGUGAAACCUUCAACUUUUUGCUCCAUCCAGUUAUUAUAAAUUUAUUUUAUUUCCUAUAAUAGAAUGUUUUUGUUGCUGGGGUAAUUAUUCCUCUGGAAAAAUGUGGAACUCCCUUCCAUCCCUUGAAUGUUCUCACAUACGUAAAACUACGGCAAAGAAUAGGAAAACAAUUUGUAAUACAAUUUCUGAAGAGUUGUAUGUUUUCUAAAAUUUUUAUGUCGUUACUGAUCUUUAUACUGAAGGAGAAUAUAAAAAUUCAUUGUUAAAAGUUGGGGAGAGGGGUGAACUUGGGAUAUCAUUUUUGAAUGUAAGGUGUGGUCCAGUUGCUACCAUUAUUGAAAGUAGCAGGAACUGCUAACAGAAUGAGGUUUAGGUCUGAUUUGGGUCAUUUUGGUUCAUAUAUAAAAAAUGCUGCUGCAUACAGAAGUUUGGCGGAACACCCACUUAAGUGUCCAUUACUGGCCAGAUUAUACAGUACAGAACCAUCUUUCCAGAAUGAAGAUUCAGAUUUGAAGGAUAGUGAUGGGUUUAAGGGGCAUGAUAUGCUGGCUCCAUUCACAGCUGGGUGGCAGACCACUGACUUGCAUCCUCUGGUUAUUGAAAAGUCUGAGGGAAGCUACGUUUAUGAUAUCAAUGGGAAAAAGUAUCUCGAAUCUCUUGCUGGUCUAUGGUGUACAGCAUUAGGAGGAAAUGAGCCUCGACUUGUGGCUGCUGCAACUGCUCAAUUGAAUAAAUUGCCAUUUUACCAUUCAUUUUGGAAUCGUACUACAAAACCAUCAUUGGAUCUUGCAAAGGAACUUCUUGAAACUUUUACUGCAAGCAAAAUGGCAAAAGUCUUCUUUACAAACAGUGGAUCUGAAGCAAAUGAUACUCAGGUGAAGCUCGUUUGGUAUUAUAAUAAUGCACUUGGAAGGCCAAAUAAGAAGAAAUUUAUUGCUCGAGCAAAAUCGUACCAUGGUUCAACUUUGAUAUCAGCAAGUCUUACUGGGCUUCCUGCGCUACAUCAAAAAUUUGACCUACCAGCUCCAUUUGUGUUGCAUACGGACUGCCCUCAUUAUUGGCGCUAUCAUUUACCAGGUGAGACGGAGGAGGAGUUCUCAACCCGAUUAGCAAACAAUUUGGAGAAUCUUAUUGUGAAAGAGGGUCCAGAGACGAUUGCUGCAUUUAUUGCUGAGCCUGUGAUGGGAGCUGGAGGUGUUAUACCUCCUCCUGCUACUUAUUUUGAGAAGAUACAAGCUGUUGUGAAAAAAUACGACAUACUUUUUAUUGCAGAUGAGGUUAUUUGUGGAUUUGGAAGGCUUGGGACAAUGUUUGGAUGUGACAAGUACAAUAUUAAACCAGAUCUUGUUUCAGUAGCAAAGGCCCUUUCUUCAGCAUAUGUGCCCAUCGGAGCAGUCAUGGUGAGCCCUGAAGUUUCAGAAGUCAUAUAUUCUCAAAGCAACAAACUUGGUUCUUUCUCUCAUGGAUUCACCUACUCCGGGCACCCUGUAUCCUGUGCUGUUGCAAUUGAAGCACUCAAGCUCUACAAGGAGAGAAAUAUUGUUGAGAAAGUGCAGAGCAUUUCUCCAAGGUUUCAAGAUGGUGUAAAAUCCUUUUCUGACAGCCCUAUUGUUGGAGAGAUACGAGGUACUGGCUUGAUUCUUGGUACAGAGUUUACGGACAACAAGUCACCUAAUGAUCCGUUUCCUCCUGAAUGGGGGAUUGGUGCAUAUUUUGGAGCACAAUGUGAGAAGCAUGGGAUGCUAGUACGUGUUGCGGGUGAUAACAUAUUGAUGUCUCCACCUUUAGUUAUUACUCCUAAAGAGGUUGAUGAGUUAAUAAGCAUAUAUGGGAAAGCAUUGAAGGCUACAGAGGAGAGGGUGAAGGAGCUCAAGUCCCAGCAGAAAAAACAGUGAACCGUUUUUGUUGAUGAUGGUGAAAAUUAUGUAUGCUUCAUGUGAAACGAAAGCUAUAUUCACAGUUCUUACUCAUGACAUGUUAUUUGUGAGAUCUCCGGUUGUGAGAUCUCAGAUGCUGCCUUAAUAAAAUAAUCUUUUUUUUUUGUUAUACGUUGUGUGGUAUUGUCUUGUUCACUUUGUUUCUUGUUUUUCCACUAUUUUAUAGACACAACACAGGUGCUUGCUCCUAUGUGUGUGUGUGUGUGUGUGUUUCAGG
Durio zibethinus is the source of this 3210-nucleotide messenger RNA. RefSeq names its product gamma aminobutyrate transaminase 3, chloroplastic-like. Gene Ontology annotation, molecular function: S-adenosyl-L-methionine:8-amino-7-oxononanoate transaminase activity; pyridoxal phosphate binding. Gene Ontology annotation, biological process: biotin biosynthetic process. NCBI's taxonomy places the organism in Eukaryota, Viridiplantae, Streptophyta, Magnoliopsida, Malvales, Malvaceae. The record is from RefSeq and is a predicted model, not a curated record.